This is a messenger RNA of Aureococcus anophagefferens, 1377 nucleotides long. RefSeq lists its product as hypothetical. Lineage: Eukaryota; Pelagophyceae; Pelagomonadales; Pelagomonadaceae. The coding region runs from base 1 to 1377 and encodes 458 amino acids. The record is from RefSeq and is a predicted model, not a curated record. The transcript has a single exon.
AUGGCCAUGGACGAGGGCCUCCUCACGGGCGUGGGCCUCCAGAACCCGCUCCACGGCGGGUCGUCCCUCAACGACGCGCCCCCGAGCAGCCUCGCGGACGCGCCGUCGAAGGGGAGCGUCGUGCGCAAUUUCCUGCUCAUGAGCCUCUGCUUCAGUCUGAACCACGGCACGGUGACCGCGCUCAUCUCGCUCGCGGGCUCGGAGCUCGGCGCGAGCCUCGGCAACACGAGCCUCGGCGUGCUCUACUUCGUCUACACGUUCACGGCGGCCUUCGCGAGCCACAGCGUCGUCGCUCUGUUCGGUGCGAAGCGCACGCUCGUGCUCGGGCUCGCGGUCUACUGUUGCUACGUCGCGAGCUACCUCGUCGCGUACUUCGUCGAAGCGGCCGCGCGGCCCGCGGUCUUGGUCGGCGCGGCGCUCGGCGGCGCCGCCGCGGGCUUCCUCUGGCCGGCCCAGGGCGCCUACUACGCCAAGUGCGCCGAGCGCUACGCGGCGGCCGCGGACGUGACGCGCGAGCAGGCCAACUCGACGCUCGGAUCCUACUUCUCGUGCUGCUACCUCGCGUGCGAGGUGCUCAUGAAGCUCUGCUCGUCGCUGCUGCCCCUGGCCGUGCCCGGGGAGUCGACGAAGAUCCUGUACGUCGUCUACACGGCCGUCGCCUGCGGGUCCGCGUUUUUUAUGUCCUUCGUGGCCGACGUCGACCCGCCGGCGCGCGACGGCGCGCCCGUGAAUUUCGGCAAGACGGCGCUGAGCGCUUUGUCGCUGCUGACGACGGACGCCAAGUGCGCCUGCAUGAUCCCCAUGAACUUCGCCUUUGGCUUCGGCGCGUCGUACCUCAACGGCUACUUCAUGUCGGCCGUCGUCGCGCCGUCCGUCGGCGAGGACAAGAUCGGCUACCUGUCGUCCGUCGUCGUCGGCUCCGCGGCGCUCCUGGCGCUGCCCCUGGGCGCGCUGGGCAAGGCGCUGGGCCGCCAGGCGCCCGUCGUCGCGCUCGGCGCCUGCUGCUUCGGGACCUUCGCGGUCGCGAAUUUGGCGCUCGCGCCGGCGGCGCUCGGGUCCUGGCCCGCGCUCGUGCCGCUCGCGGUCGUCUUCGGCUGCGGCCGGUCGACCUGGGAGACGAACUUCAAGGCGACCUUCGCGGACUACUUCCCGCACGCGAAAGAGGCGGCCUUCGCGAACGUGCAGCUCCAAUCGGGCGUCGCGUCGACGAUCGGCUUCUUCGUCAACCCGCGCAUCACGCCGGACCAGCUCGGCUACGUCGCGCUGACCUGCUCCCUCGCCGCCGUCGGCGCCCAGUUCGCCGCCGCGAAGCUCCACGCCAAGGCCGCCAAGGAGCCGGGCUACGGCGCGCUCCGCGGCGACGCGACGAUGGCCUAG